Hyposmocoma kahamanoa is the source of this 2719-nucleotide messenger RNA. Its product is annotated as protein CDV3 homolog. The coding region runs from base 124 to 783 and encodes 219 amino acids. The transcript has 5 exons. NCBI's taxonomy places the organism in Eukaryota, Metazoa, Arthropoda, Insecta, Lepidoptera, Cosmopterigidae. The record is from RefSeq and is a predicted model, not a curated record. Gene Ontology annotation, cellular component: cytoplasm.
ACGCUUGCCACAAAAAUCUUUUUCGGGGAACCAAGUAAUUUCCCCCUUUUCUUUUGUUCCAAUAUUGCUGUAAUUACCUCCUUAACCACUGUUUAACAAACAAGUUUAUUGUUAAAAUUCGAUAUGGCAGAUCUGGAUGACUUUUUCGCAAAGAAAGAUCGCAAAAAGUCCAAGUCAAAAAAAUUUGCAACCGCCGAUGAGUUAGCUAAAAAACUUGAGGAUACCAAACAGAAAUCUGAUGUGAGACCGAAGAAAGACCGACCAGCACAGGAAGGUGACGAGUCUGGUCGAACAGCGGAGGAAGAGGAAUGGAAGGAAUAUGAGGAACCAGUGAAAGACUAUACAGGACUCAAGAUCCAGGUGCUGCAAGGCGGAAACGGAGCCCCCGAGUCUGCGCCGCAGUCUGAGGACUCCGCCCCUGAAGGUGGCAAGGUUAAAGGACCUUGGAACAAACCUAAGCAAGCAGAGCAGCAACAAGUUGAGCCGCCGCCGCCGCAGCAGCCAAAGCCGCCGGUGGUCGAAGAGAAAGAGAAAGCGUAUGUGCCUCCCGGACGCAUGCGGGCCGCCGCUGAACCGGUCCCGCGCCGGAACCAAUCCAAACACGCGCCCGACAUCCACAACGACGACUACUUCCCGGUGCUGGGUGCGGCGGGCGGCAAGCGCGGCGGCGGCUGGAGCACGGCGGGCGGCGCGGGCGCCACCAGCCAAGCGCAGCCGCGCUCCCACCAGCGUCAGCCGCUCGCGCUCGGCAACCGUUUCACCACGCUGCAGGACGACAGCUAGCCAGGUUCCAACAAACCGUGCAGCAAAGAAAAGCAGUGAAGUGUCGAUAUGGACUUGUAAGCGAAGCCGGGGGCUGUACCUACUUUACUAUACCGUCAGAACAACAGUGCAUUUCCUCUCCUUUGUAAAUAUACCCAUCCUAGACAGUUGCUAUUAGGGAAAAAUACGUUUAAUUUUCAUAAAUGUUGCCAUUUCUUCGACUGCCGCGUUUAAAGGGAUAUAAAAUUUAAAAUAUGGAUUUUUGGACCCAUUGUCUGAUAUAUAAAAAAUAUUGCGGUGACGUUUUUAAUGACAGUCUAAACUCUGACAUUUUAAGUGAGAUCUUUGCAGUUGCAGUGCAGCACUAAAAAUGGUAGAUUUUUUCCAAUAUAUAAAUUCAAGCUUUAAUUUUUAAAUUUUCCACUAAAUACGCGCUCUUAGACGGCAACACUCGAUGAAAUGUCAUAAAGUACACAAACACUCUAAUACAAUUUGUGUUUUUUCCCCUAUUAAAAUAACGUAGCAAGACGGUACUUAAGAUUUUUUUUUAAUUUACCGAUUUGUAUAGUCUUUAGAAAUCUUGUUUUUUUAAAACUAUAAAGUGGACAAUAACUCUGCCUAAGCUUUCUUCCGCAAAAGGGUAAAAAGGGUAAGAGUCAACAAAUGGAAGUUUUAUAAAUAACCAACAUUUUAUAGAAUAAAUUUCUCCCAAAAUAAUCAGGGCAACUGUCUAAAAAAAGUGUAAAAGCAAGAAAGAAGUGUGAAAACUGAUACAUUUGUUAUUUUUUAUGUUUUAUAUUGAGAAAAAAAAAUUUCAAACGAUUAUGUUGAGCGUUGAAUAAAAAACAUUGGUAAAAAAAUUAUUUAAGAGCAGUCGGGGAGCCAAGCGUGGAUUGCAAUUAGAUGAAUUAAGUAAAAGGAUGGCCUUGGACCUCAAUAAUGAAAUAAAUUUGUAUCCUAAUAAUUAAAUGUUAUUUAAUGAAACAGUAUAUUUUAAAAAUAAUUUCGUAUCAAGUGUACGUUUCUUAUGAAGCUGGGGCGUAAACAUUUCAAAAUACGAAUGAGUGAAUGGAACUUAUAUUUAUUCGUUCUAAAUUUAAACGAAUGGAAGCUAAACGGAAAUGUACAUUUGCACGGAAUAUUGGCGCAAAUCUUAACUGUAUACUUUCAAAUGAACGAACAUAUAUUUGAACUCAAAAAUACGUGAUACUCCUUGAUACUUAAAUUACAAUUUUAUAAUUAACAUAACUAUAACUUAAGAUACAGAAACCGACAAACAUCUUGAGCAAAAAGUGGCGUAGUGGGGGAAAGUAAAUAAUUAUCAUAUAUUUUUUAUUUUUCUCUUGUCUUUCUGGGAAUAUGUAAAAAUACAGCUUAAUGCGCGCGACUGUAUCCGGGAUGUCAGCGAGACCUAGAUUACCUGUACCCCACUACCAAAGAGACUAAAAAUGCAUUCCUGCGCAUUCGAGGUCAUUGUUCAAAAUGUUUGCCGGUGUCUGUACUUAAUAUUGUCACAAAAUCAUUUGAAAGAAAACAAGUUCUCAGUAAAGCUACAUUUUCUGUACUGGGUAAAUAUUAAGUUGUUUCUGAACUUUAACAGACAUCAAUAUUAACAACAUUUUAUAACACGAGAUCGAAUCAUCUGUAUCAACGGACAAAUCAUUUAGUCAAAUGAAUAUGAACAUUUUUGUAUGGAACUGCAGUUUGUCUCUUGAAACGACUUGAUUGUUACCCAUUGAAAGUGUCAAACUAUAGUUGUUUUUCAUACUUCUAUUUUAAAACCUACCUCACCCAUUUAACGCAUUCAAGUCCCCAAAGUAUGAAGUCACAACUUGGUAUUAUUUCCUUUAACAACAAACUUAUCUAUGAUUAUUGAUGUUCGCUGUUCCCUAUUCAAAUAACAAAACCACCUAAUUAAGGAAUGUGUGCACCGCUCAACAAAUUUGUCACAACUUCG